AUAUUCCCGCCAUUUUGACGAUUGAGCUCCAGCUUCGGCUUAGCUCUAACUUUGUAGUGCAGUUUGUUAUAACCUCUCGUUUUAUUUUGAGUUUAAAAGAUCUGUUUUAGUUAAAGCUUAAUCCACAUUAUCCUCUUCUGUGUUUGGUGUCAAGUAAGAUGGCUCAGAAAAGUAUAACGUCUUUUUUCAAACCAAAACCUCAGAAUCCAGACACAUCAAAGGUCAAAAAUUGUGAAGAGUCGCCAAAGAAAAACAUUUGUGAGGAAAAUGGAGUGAGCCGAAGUCCUUCACCUGCAAAAAGUGGAAAACGGAAAAGGAGACAAAUAAUCUACAGUGAUGACGAAGAAGAAAGUGGUGGAAGUCCUAUCACAGAAAAAUCUCCACCGAAAAAGAAAAUAAUCACCAAUGGUAACGUCGAUAAAAAAGACGUGUCAGAAGAAAGUGAAGACGACACCAAAGAAAAUGAGACUAGAUUUCCAAAAGAAGAAAGCAGUUGUUCUUCACAACAGAUAUCCACAUCACCUCUAAAAACACCAAAAAGAAUUACUGCUACAAGGAGUUUACCUGCUGGCAGCCCUUUGCACCCAAACAUAAUAAAAGUUUUAGAUGAGCAAAGAAAUAAAAAUAAGCUAGAAGGUGAAAAAAGUGGUGAUUCUUCUGGUGAUGAAGAUUUUAAACAGCUGCCCAAUGAUUCAGAAUCUGAUUCGCCGAUGGAAGAGGCCGAAGUGAUUGAACCUGCAAAAGACAUACCUGUAAAAAAAUCUAAAGCUAGUACAAAAAGUGAAAUAAAAGACAAAAAAAGUACUCCGAAAGGAGCAACAAAAAAGAAAACCUCUCCAAAGUCAAAGCUUAGCCAGUUUAAAAAACAACCAAGUAAGAGUGCCAAGGAAACAUCUGAAGUAAAAAAAUCUGAUGAGAUAAAGACGGAGGAAAAAUCAGAUCAAGUUGAGAAAGAAGACAAUGGCUGUACGGAAGAAAAAUCACCAAAAGAGGAAUCAGAAAAGGUUCCUUCACCUAAGAAGAAGCAGAUUCACAGUUUCUUUGGAGUGAAGAAGGAUAAAGACGGCAAGCCUAGUGCGCCUCCGGCGGACCCUGGAGCAAGUUACGACCCAUCCAAGAGCAAAUACCAUCCCAUUGAAGAUGCUUUCUGGAAGCACGGAGAAAAGGUCCCUUACCUGGCGUUGGCUCGCACGCUGGAGGAGGUCGAGGGUGUGAAGGCAAGGCUGAAGAUGAUUGAGAUACUGUCCAACUACCUUCGCUCUGUGGUGGUGCUGAGUCCAGACGAUCUGCUACCCUCCGUCUACCUGUGUCUGAACAAGCUGGCUCCGGCGUACCACAGUCUGGAGCUGGGCGUGGCAGACACCACGCUGUACAAGACGAUAGCCCAGACCACCGGGCGGUCUGUUGCGCAGAUCAAGUCGGACGUAGCGGCUGCAGGAGAUGUGGGCAUUGUGGCGGAACAGAGCAAGUCUACGCAGCGUGUCAUGUUCAAGCCGGCUCCACUCACUGUGCGCGGUGUCUUUGACAAGCUCAAAGAGAUAGCGCAGAUGUCCGGUCAGGCUUCAAUGGGCAAGAAAGUAGACAAAAUCCAGUCGAUGUUUGUGGCGUGCCGCUUUUCCGAGGCCCGUUUCCUGAUGCGGUCUCUGGCCGGUAAACUCCGUAUUGGACUGGCAGAACAAUCUGUCUUGCAGGCCAUCGCACUAGCCUGUGUGACUACGCCGCCGUGUCAAGGCUUUCCUCCGGAGAAGAUUAACGUUGCCAGCACAAUGUCAGCCGAAGCCUUCAAGUCUCGACUGGAUGAAGAGGCCCUUAUCAUCAAGACCACUUACUGUGAGUGCCCCAACUAUGACAUGAUCAUCCCUGUGAUCCUGCGUGAGGGGGUGAAGGCACUUCCCCAGCAUUGUCGUCUGACUCCAGGGAUACCACUCAAACCCAUGUUGGCACACCCUACCAAAGGAGUGUCCGAAGUGCUCCAACGGUUCGAUGGACUUAAGUUCACUUGCGAAUGGAAGUAUGAUGGAGAGAGAGCUCAGAUCCACCUGAGCGAAGACGGCAAAGUUAGUGUAUACAGCAGGAACCAGGAGGACAACACCAGCAAAUACCCGGACAUCGUGGGUCGCCUGCCCUCAUGCCUGGGGUCAGAGGUCAAGAGCUGUGUGUUGGACACUGAGGCGGUGGCGUGGGACUGUGUCAACAAGCGGAUACAGCCCUUCCAAGUGCUCAGCACUCGCAAGAAAAAGGACUGCAAGGAGGAUGAGAUCAAGGUGCAGGUGUGUGUUUACAUGUUCGACCUACUCUACCUCAACGGUGAGCCGUUGGUGCAGCGGCCACUGGCGGAACGGCGGAAAUUGCUCAAAGAGAACUUCCGUCAGGUUGAGGAACAGUUAGUGUUUGCCACCAGUCUGGACACCACCACGAUGGAGGAGGUCCAGGACUUCCUAGAGGAGUCAGUUAAGGGGAACUGUGAAGGGUUGAUGGUGAAAACGCUGGAGAGCGAUGCCACCUACGAGAUUGCUAAGCGAUCCCGGAACUGGCUGAAGCUGAAGAAGGACUACCUGGACGGGGUGGGUGACACUCUGGACCUGGUGGUGGUUGGGGGAUAUUUCGGCAAGGGGAAGCGGGCAGGACUCUACGGAGGUUUCCUGCUGGCCUGUUAUCACCCGGACACGGAGGAGUACCAGUCUGUCUGCAAGCUGGGGACAGGGUUCAGUGACGAGGCCUUGCAGAAGCAUACAGAAACGCUGAAGAAGAUGGUGAUCCCGAGUCCAAGACCGUACUUCCGGUAUGACACCUCGCACGAGCCGGACGAGUGGUUCGACGCCACCGCGGUGUGGGAGGUCAAGUGCGCCGACCUCUCACUGUCUCCUGUCCACCGAGCUGCCGUCGGCAUCGUUGAUCCAGACAAGGGGAUAUCGUUGAGGUUUCCCCGGUUUAUCCGAAUCAGAGACGACAAAACUGCAGAAGAGGCCACCUCAGCGCAACAGAUUGCUGACAUGUACCAAAAUCAAGACCAAAUUAAAAACCAGCAAGGCGACUCAAAUAAAAUCGCAGAAGAAGAUUUUUACUAACCAGAAUGUAAUGUAGUUACUAACGUGUAAGUGUAAAAUAUUUUGUACAUGAAGAACAUAGUUUUAUUUUAAAAAUAUAUACUAUAGUUUAA
This is a messenger RNA of Homalodisca vitripennis (glassy-winged sharpshooter), 3160 nucleotides long. It is a transcript of the gene DNAlig1, whose product is annotated as DNA ligase 1. Gene Ontology annotation, biological process: Okazaki fragment processing involved in mitotic DNA replication; DNA biosynthetic process; DNA repair. The transcript has 18 exons. NCBI's taxonomy places the organism in Eukaryota, Metazoa, Arthropoda, Insecta, Hemiptera, Cicadellidae. Gene Ontology annotation, molecular function: DNA ligase (ATP) activity; DNA binding; ATP binding. Bases 159 to 3068 code for a protein of 969 amino acids. Gene Ontology annotation, cellular component: mitochondrion; nucleus. The record is from RefSeq and is a predicted model, not a curated record.